CGUCGUGCACAGCCGGGGAGGCCCAGUCUUCAGUGUUUGCCCAGCUCUCAGACCGUCGUUUCCUGCUCAGAUUUGGGAAUUUUCAGGCCUAGAGGGAAAGUCCCUCGAGAGGAAUGUUAGAAAGACAACACCGGAUCCGCUUGGAGAGCGCGGAAAGGAAGGGAAGGAAAAUCCGCAGCGAGAGCGAGGCAGGGCGCGAGGCGGUGGAGGACGCGCUGCUUUCCCGAGUUGAGCACAGAAGACCAGGCGACUGGAAGACAGGCGGAGAAGCCCAGCCCGAGGGUGGGGGCGGGGAGGCGGCUCAGUGGGCCUCUGGAGUGUGUGUGUUGCGAGUGUGUGUGUGUGUGUGUGUGUGUGUGUGUUGCGCGCGCGCCUGGCGCCUGUCCAACGUAAUUUCCCAUAAACCACAUGCCUAAGUCGCUUAAAAAGGCUGUGCCGAGGAGCUGGCGGAGCCGGCUGGGGAAAGUGAAAGUUCGCCUGUUGCUCUCCGCGCUGUAGCCGGCUCUCCCCACUCCCGCGACAGCGGCCCGGCCCUCGGCGGGGCGCAGACUCCGCGGCGGCUAGCUAGCGAGCAAGCGAGAGAGGGCGGCCGACGCGCCCGGCCGGGACCCAGCUGCCCGUAUGACCGCGCGGGGCGCCGCCGGGCGCUGCCCUACCACGACAUGGCUGCUGGUCUCUAUCCUGGUGAGCAGUGGUAUUGCCCAGGGGACGGAGCACUGUGACAAAAUGAUCGGUGACGGACACCUGCAGCUCCUGCAGCAGCUGAUCGACAGUCAGAUGGAGACCUCGUGCAAAAUCUCCUUUAUGUUUAUAGAUCAGGAGAAGGUGGAAGACCGAGUGUGUUACAUUAAGAAGGCAUUUUUCUUGGUGCAAGACAUACUGGAGAACAUCAUAAACUUCAAAGACAACACCUCCAAUGCCAACGCCCUCUCCAACAUCCAGGAACUCUCUGUGAGGCUGAACAAUUGCUUCCCCAAGGACGAAGAGCAGGACAAGGCCUGUGUCCAAAAUUUCUCUGAGUCACCCCUCUGGUUGCUGGAGAAGAUCAAGAAUGUCUUUAGUGAAAUGAAGAAUCUUCUUAGAGACAAGAACAUUUUCAGCAAGAACUGCAGCAACAGCUUUGCUGAAUGCUCCAGCCAAGAUGUGGCGACCCAGCCUGAUUGCAACUGCCUGUACCCCAAAGCCACCCCUAGCAGUGACCCGGCCUCUGUCUCCCCUCAGCAGCCCCUUGCCCCCUCCAGUGCCCCUUUGGCUGGCUUGACCCGGGCUGAGGCUGAGGGGGCAGAGGACAGUUCCCUCUUGCCCAGCGAGCAGCCCCCUCGCACAGUGGACCUGGGCAGUGCCAAGCAGCGACCACCCAGGAGCACCUGCCAGAGCUUUGAGUCAUCAGAGACCACCCCAGGCGACGAAGGAGACCCCACAGGAGGUUCACCUCAGCCCCACCCCCCUCCCGGGGACCCUGUCCCUGGGUUGGAGGAUGUUCUCGAUUUUGUGCUGAGUACGGACUGGGCCCCAGAAGAGGCCUCUGGAGAAGCUAGUGAGGGUCUUGGACGCCAAGGGCCAGAGCCUUCCUCCUCCAGGCUGGGAGGAGGCCGUGCCCAGGCAGAGAGCACCAGACCCAGUGACAUCAUUUCAGCAUCUCCAUCCUCCGGGUCAGCCGAGGGCUGGCCACCAGCGGAUGGAACUGGCACCUCCCUGCCCCAGUUGGGCCCUGUGAGACCCACUGGCCAGGCCCGGAGUCACACACCUGAGAAGACAGACCAUCCCACUCUGCCACCUGGAGACCACCCGGAGCCAGGUUCUGCCAGGACCCCGUCACUGCGCCCGAAAGGCCUCAGCCGUCCCUCCACCCUCUCCGCUCAGCCAAGGCUUCCCAGCAGCCACACCUGGGGCAGUGUGCUGCCCCUCGGGGAGCUGCAGGGCAAGCGGAGCGCCAGGAGUGCCAGGAGCACCAGGGCACAGCGGAGCCCUGCAGGGCAGGAAGGAGGAGGAGCUCGUGAGGGGGCGGCCCUGGCCCACGCCCAUUUUAACUCCGUUCCUUUGACUGACACAGGCCCUGAGCCGCCCCCCGCACCCCAGCACCGUGAGUCUCUCAUCCGCCCGCUGGCGUCCGGGGGCGGCGUCAUCCUGGUCCUGCUGGCCCUGGGCGGCCUGCUGUUCUACGGGUGGAGAUACCGGAGCCAUCGUUGGGAUCCUCAGACAGUGCACCCUCCCAUGGAGCGACCCGAGGGCAGCCCCCUGACCCAGGAUGAGGACAGACAAGUGGAAGUUCCGGUGUAGAAGGAAUUCUAAGCUGGGCGCUCAGGACAGUCUCUCCACGGCAGGAGACCGCAGGGCGGGGGGUGCCCACCACCCUCCUCCUCAGCCAUUCUCCCGGGGACACAGCCUGCCUACCACGAGAACGCUCGCCUGCCCAAUGAGACCAGAGCAGCCAGGCCGGGGUCCCUCCGCCCUCGCCCCACAGACUCUGGACUGACUCGGAGGGAGCCGGAGGAUGCCCCCCGCCGAGCUGCUGAUAUUUAUCGUGGGCCCUGGAGGCUCCCACCCACGUGAGGGAGGCUGGCGAGCCCAGCCUAGCACCCUCCGCCCCUCAGGGGCUGCUCUGUCCUCCUACCCCCCCGCCAAGCCGGCCCCUGGGCCAGGGACCCAGAGGCCCGAGGAUGUGGACAGUAGGGUGGGCACUGAGGAAUGGAAGAGCCCUCGUGCCCAGAGGACCUGUUUGGUGCCAAGGGAUGGAUCCCUGCCCCAACAAGCAGGGACUUGUCCCGGAGAGAGAGGCAUGCGAUUCGCAGGGCGGGCCGGCGGCGGCCGGGUUUCCCGGAAAGGCAUGCGGCCCGGACGAUGGCGAGAGAAGGCCUGCUGGGCUCCGCUUGCCCGAGCGUCCUCUGCUGGUGCCCUCAGUGCCUGCCUGGCUCGAAAUGCCAAGGCGAAGACCAGGUCUGGCCCUGCCCUGCCGCCCUGCCGGCAUCUGCCAGGGCUCCUCUAGGGGGCUGCCCAGAGGCCCCCCGCCUGAAGGAAGCCAUUGCACUGUGAAGACUGAACCUGCCUGCUGUACGGCCUGCCCAUCCAUCCCGUGAACGAACAUCCGUCCGUCCUCCCGUCCCUCCAGCCUCUCCCCAGCUUCUGCACUGAGCGCCCGAGCCGGCCUCGCCCGUGGACCGCCGGAGCCCCGGAGCCCUGACCUUCUGCUGAUCCUGCCUGUGACUCCCUGGGGUGGAUCGGGGCGGGAGAGCUGCCUGGGCCGCCAGCCAGAGCAGGUCUCCAGGCUGUAUUGUUGGCCCAGGUUUCUGCAUUUUGCACUUUGAUGUUCCCCAAAGGGAAGUGACUAGUGGGAGGGAGAAAAGGGAGGGGAGGGCAGAAACAGGCACAGGGAGGGUCUUUGAAAUUAUGGGUAUGCCCCUGAGGUUGGGGGGAGGUGUCUGCACCCAUGGCCUCUGCCACAGCCACAGCUGCAAGGCCACUGCCCGCAGGGACCUGGGCCUGGGCAGGUGGUCCCUGUUAGGAGCCUGGUAGGCAGUGAUACCUCCAGCUCUCACCCCAGCCACCCACCCACGACUACCAGGACCAGGCGAGCCUGGGUGGGGGAGGGCCAGGACACCUGCUUCAAGUCUGCCUUGAGGGCCUUGGCUUCCUAGCCGGCCCACAGCUGUGGCUCCAGAGCUGAAUAGCAGGUGACAGGGUUAUCAAUGGCCCUUGGUCCCUUUGUGCUGCUGUGUCCCUCCUCUCCUGCUCCCUGGGCCCUCCACUUGGAGACCCCGCCUUGCCUGGGCCCUGGGCUGGGGCCCACGACCUGCCUCCCCCGCCCGCCCACUGCUGCCAGCUGAGGGAAGGAGGCAGAGGACUUCCCCACGGGGCUCCUCCUUCUCGCCACAGACUCUAGAUUUGAUGCUAGAACAUGUGUGUUUAAAAGUGGAAGGAAACAA
This is a messenger RNA of Phyllostomus discolor (pale spear-nosed bat), 3923 nucleotides long. RefSeq names its product colony stimulating factor 1 (gene CSF1). Gene Ontology annotation, molecular function: cytokine activity; growth factor activity. The record is from RefSeq and is a predicted model, not a curated record. The transcript is spliced from 9 exons. Lineage: Eukaryota; Metazoa; Chordata; Mammalia; Chiroptera; Phyllostomidae. Bases 622 to 2280 code for a protein of 552 amino acids. Gene Ontology annotation, cellular component: membrane. Gene Ontology annotation, biological process: positive regulation of macrophage differentiation; osteoclast differentiation.